This is a messenger RNA of Paramecium octaurelia, 129 nucleotides long. Lineage: Eukaryota; Ciliophora; Oligohymenophorea; Peniculida; Parameciidae. The record is from the annotation of a GenBank genome assembly.
AUGGGAUUGCAGGAUUCUUUCGGGAAUUGCAAUUGUUUAAGUUUGGAAUAUGAUAAGGAGAAAAAAGGGAUUAAAUAAAUACUAUUCAAUUGGGGUUUCCCAGAGGAGGAGAGUGAAAUAGAAAUAUGA